This is a messenger RNA of Cucurbita maxima (winter squash), 2756 nucleotides long. RefSeq names its product GTPase-activating protein GYP7. The record is from RefSeq and is a predicted model, not a curated record. Gene Ontology annotation, biological process: activation of GTPase activity. The coding region runs from base 329 to 2341 and encodes 670 amino acids. Gene Ontology annotation, molecular function: GTPase activator activity. The transcript is spliced from 6 exons. NCBI's taxonomy places the organism in Eukaryota, Viridiplantae, Streptophyta, Magnoliopsida, Cucurbitales, Cucurbitaceae.
GUUUCUUCAUCUCAUUCUCUCUCCACAUUUCUGCAUCUACACAGAGACAGCCAAAGAGGCAUAAACAAAGGAACUGCUGCCUCUUCUCCCAAGUGGUAAAAAUCGAAGCCUACCCCAUACUCUCUUCUUCCUUUCCCCUACCAUGGUUUCUUCUUCCAUUACAUUCACCUUCCUACCUCCAACCUAGUUCUAAAGAUAAGGCAUUGCCAACCCAAGCACCCGAUCACUAUCUUCUUCCCCUCUAUGAUCGCCUCCGGCACCGACAUCGCCCCCUCCUUCGGCGUCGCCGGCGGCUUCUUCUCCCGGAUGAUGGCGGGGGCACAACCGAAUGCAGCCGUCGCGGUCACAGCCUUGGCGGGCCUCGCUGUCCUCCUCGUUCUCUUCUACUCUGCCCGUAGGUAAAACCCCAAUCACGUUCUCUUAUUCCCACAAUUUCGAAUUCAUCUAUAAGCCCCAAUUCCAUUUUAUUUGCUUAGUAAAACGGAAAAUCUACCCUAUUCCAUUCUGCCCUCUCCUCAAUUUUCCAUCCAUGAGAGCGCUUAAACGAACUCCAACUUCGUCGUCUCCGGAUCCCAAUUCGAAUUCUCCUCCUUCUUCGUCUUCCCCGUCCUCAGCUUUGUCCUCAGCGUCAUCGUCAUGGGUUCAUUUGCGUUCGGUUCUAUUCGUUGUCACUUCCUCUUCACCGGCUUCUUCUUCCUCAUCUGAUCGGGGACGCCUUAAAUCGCCAUGGUCACGCAAGAAAAGAAAGCACGCACUUUCACCGCAACAAUGGAGAAGUUUGUUCACGCCAGAUGGGAGGCUUCGAGAUGGUGGCAUCAAGUUUUUAAAAAAAGUUCGCAGUGGAGGUGUAGAUCCAAGUAUUAGAGCAGAGGUCUGGCCGUUCCUUCUUGGAUUGACUAAUCUUUGUGACGCCCUCAUUUUAAAGAUUCACGUCAUGCUAUAUGGUCAUACUUGCUGUGCUGCUUUGCUUGAUUUUGUUCAGCAUCAUGUGGUGUGCGAAGUGUGUAUUGACAUAACUACUUGUGUUUUCAACAGCUAUGACUUGAGCAGUUCUGAAGAAGAAAGAGAUGCCGUUAGAGUACAGAAGAGGAAAGAAUAUGAAAGACUUCGCAAACAAUGCCGAUCCUUACUGAAGUUUGGGGAUGGGUGUAUAAAGUUGAAUGAUGAUGAGAUGAACUUUAACAAGGAGGGGGACGCUCAGCUUGUGUCUCAUGGUGAUGACUCUCCUAGUUUGGAAGAUGUGGGUAGUGCCAGAGAAUCUAUUUCUAGUGAUGAAAGGGGCACUAACUUUAGAUACUUGGAUGGAAGCUCGGAGGUUUUGUUGGAAGAGGAUAAUAGUUCUAGACAGAUGACAAAUGCUGAUGUUUCGGUUCUAAAUACUGAAUCAUCUGACUCAGAUUCUUCUGAGGAUCCUGAAGUUAGUCAAACAUUUCCUUCCUCUGAUGGUAGAGAAGAUAAUGAUCCUGUUUUCACUUCGAAAAAUUCGUCUCCCUUGGUAACAGAGGUUACAUCAAAAUUUCGUGGUAAUGAAGAUUUUACAACAUGGCAGCGGAUCAUCCGCCUUGAUGCGGUACGUGCAAAUGCAGAAUGGAUAGCCUACGCACCAUCCCUAGCAGCAGUAUCAGAUGAUAAGGCUAGAUAUUCCGCCGAGGUUGUUGGUUUGAAAGAUUAUGAUCACCUAGAGUCCUGCAGGAUCUUUCAUGCUGCUAGAUUAGUGACGAUUCUUGAAGCUUAUGCUCUUUAUGAUCCUGAAAUUGGGUAUUGCCAGGGAAUGAGUGAUCUGCUUUCUCCAAUAAUCACUGUGAUAACUGAAGAUCACGAGGCUUUCUGGUGCUUUGUGGGCUUCAUGCGGAAAGCUCGGCAUAACUUUAGGCUUGAUGAGGUUGGGAUUCGAAAGCAACUGAACGUCGUCUCUAAAAUCAUCAGAUUCAAGGACUCCCACCUUUACAGACACCUACAAGACCUUGAAGCGGAGGAUUGCUUUUUCGUUUAUAGGAUGGUUGUGGUACUUUUUAGAAGGGAAUUAACAUUUGAACAGACGCUGUGCCUUUGGGAGGUGAUGUGGGCUGAUCAGGCAGCUAUUAGAGCUGGUGUAGGUAAAUCUGCUUGGAGCAGGAUUAGGCAACGAGCCCCACCCACGGAGGAUCUGUUGCUCUACGCAAUUGCUGCCUCGGUAUUGCAGAAGAGGAAAUUGAUUAUAGAGAAAUACUACAGCAUGGACGAAAUUAUAAGGGAGUGUAACAGCAUGGCCGGGCAACUUGAUGUUUGGAAACUAUUGGACGAUGCUCAUGAUUUGGUGGUGACCCUCCAUGAGAAGAUCGAAACCUCGUUUAACGAGUAAAUGCCUAAUUGUUGGGUUGCUAAUUAACGUGCCAUUCUUCUGCUCGGAGAAAGUGCUUCUCUCUUUGCUUAUUCGAGGGUGCAGAAGGAUGUUUCUUUUGCUCACUCAAGCUCACUCAAGUUGUAGCGACAGAUUUUAGUGAUGUAUCACUAUAAUUGGCAUAAAAUUGCAUCCUCGCCUUCAUCUAUUUCACAGUGGCUGUCGUAACAAGCAGUAAACGGGAGUAGUGUAUCGAGAUGCUCGAGUCAAUGAAUCUUGAAAAGUAGGAAGUAUCUGGUUCUUGGUGUAUCUUUAGCUGGAGUAAUAAUAACUUUUGUUCUCGAUCCAUGAGUUAAUUUUUCUGUUGACUUGGUUCGUGUACCUCUAAUCUUGUUCCAGUUGACCCAAAAUCAGUAUUCAGGUGAUUUUGUCGAUA